CUGGUACAUGAAUGGCAACUAUCUGGUCAUCAUGGUCAGUGUCAGCAUCAUCCUUCCUCUGGCCCUCAUGAAACAGCUUGGUUACCUUGGCUAUGCCAGUGGGUUCUCCCUUAGCUGCAUGGUCUUCUUCUUGAUUUCGGUAAUCUACAAAAAGUUCCAUAUUCCCUGUCCGCUUCCCGACCAGUUCAUUAACAACGCCACCAGCCUGAAUUACACGCUAGUCAGUACCAGCAACUAUGAGAACGAUCGUGCUGUCACCCACACAACUGAGGAGGACAUCUGCUCUUCAAGGUUGUUCACACUCAACUCUCAGACGGCCUACACAAUCCCCAUCAUGGCAUUUGCUUUUGUGUGCCAUCCUGAGGUUCUGCCUAUAUACACUGAGUUGAAGGACCCCUCCAAGAAGAAGAUGCAGUGUAUUUCCAACAUUUCCAUCUCUGUCAUGUAUGUCAUGUAUUUCCUGGCUGCCCUCUUUGGCUACCUCACUUUCCACAGCCAGGUGGAAUCAGAGCUGCUACACACCUACAGCAGAGUGGACCCGUUUGAUGUGCUGAUUCUAUGUGUGCGGGUGGCUGUGCUCACUGCUGUGACACUGACAGUGCCCAUUGUUCUCUUCCCAGUGCGCCGUGCCAUUCAGCAGAUGCUGUUUCAAGACAAGGACUUCAGCUGGAUUCGGCACAUUGUCAUUGCUGCAGUGCUGUUGACAUCAAUUAACUUGCUUGUCAUUUUUGCCCCAUCCAUUCUGGGCAUCUUUGGCCUGAUAGGUGCCACUUCGGCCCCCUGCCUGAUUUUCAUCUUUCCAGCAAUAUUCUACAUACGGAUAAUGCCUAAGGAAAAGGAACCCAUGAAAUCCACUCCCAAAAUUCUGGCAGCUCUCUUCGCAUGCCUUGGUGUGCUCUUCAUGAUCAUGAGCCUCAGCUUCAUCAUUAUUGACUGGGCAACAGGCGGUGGAAAGAGCGGAGGCAGCCACUAGGCGAGGCUGGGCCCAGAGCCUUGUCUUGCAGAUCAAUGCCUUGGAAGACUGAGCUGGCUUUGAUACAUUUCCUGCCCCUACCUCUGCUAGUACUGUACCGCCAUUUAGGCCCCAGCGCCACCUUGAGCCAAGGGGUGUUGUUCUGUAACUCAGCCCCACACUGACUCUGAGCCAGGGGUGCUUUAAGCCAGAUUCGACCAGAAGCCAAUUCUUCAAACUCUCCUGAGGGUUUGUUUUUAUCUAAUAGUCUGGGGUAGGCCAGACCAUCAGCGCUGGGGGAACAACAGCUACAAACUGGGGGAAUAGACCAAUUCAAAGGGGCGGGGGUGGGGGUCCAUGAGGCAGAUGUCUGGCCUUGUAUUUCUGGUGUGUCCGGCCCAUACUGAGAGCUCUUGAAAGUUGGGGACAGGAACAGAAGGAAAUUGGAGGAUUGUGAUUAAAGAGUCUGGGUGUAGUGUUACACCUGAGGUUUCCCACCAAUUUAGAGGGGGCUUCCCCUGCAUACCUCAAAAAUAAUGUUUAUAUUGGGGUGACAAAUUGGAACCGAAUGUUUCUGGGCAGCAAUGAAAUCAGUAAUGUUCUUUGCUUUUAGAAGUCUUAAAGGUGUAACCCCCUUUGUGGAAACCUUUGGGCAUUCAUCCCUCUCAGGUGUUGCUUCUUUCUUAGUGGGUUUCUCCCCUCAAACUUGCUCCACUCCCUUUGCUAGGGUGUGAGCCUUAUGAGCCUCAUGAUCAGUGUCCUCCCACAGGACCAUUGGGUGAUGUGUGUUGUGGCUGGGAAGUGGUCCUGUGUGAGUGGCUUCAACCCCCUGUUUCUGUCCUCUUUUCAAGAACUCUGCCACCAAGUCUACCCAUGGCCUUCACUGGCUGUUAGAUCUGAUCGCUGCUAAUUCCAGUGGUUUAGGACAAUUUGCAUUAAUUUGUUUUGUACAUGUGGUUGUUGCUUUUGUUCCAAUUCGUAGCUGGGGUGAGAUUGGAGAGGGGCUCUGGCUCUGUGGUUGAACACCUGCCUUGCAGACGGGGUUCCUGCUUCAGUCUCUGGAAUCUCCAGUUCAAAAGGAUUAGGCAGUUGGUGAUGUGAAGAACAUCCACCUGAAAACCUGGAGAGCUGCUGCCAGUCAGUAUGGAUCUUGAUAGAGCAAAGGUCUGACUCAGUAGAAGGGAGCUUCAUGUGUUCCUAUGUAUUCCAAUGUAUUCGUAUUUAUGCAACUGCCUUUCUGAACUUGGCAUGGGUACAGCCAUGGUUGAGUCCCUACUUUUCCUUAAUUUACGCAGGACCAGGUAAAUAUUCAGCAUACCCUCGUAUUGGAAUAUGAGGCCUCGUGUGGUAGCUGUUAACUGAUCUUCUCCAUGUUUAUUCUCUGCACUUGUCCUUUUUUAAAAUAGGGAACAUAUUUGUCAUGGCUUCCCCCUAAGCCAGAGAUGGCCACCAAAGUUUACUGGAACUUUCCCCGCAUCAUCAUGUUGCAAUCAGCCUCAGCCCCUUGUGAGCUUGAGAGAAGGACAGAAAGAAGCCGCUGGGACAGAAAACCCAGGCACACAGAAGGGAAAGACACAUGACCCAGUUGUUUCUUUUAUUUACAUUAUUGUUGACAUAGACAGUCAGCUCCCAGCUAUCAUGGAGGAGGAUAGUGGGGCCAAAGUAAUUGUAGUCAGUGACCCCGGGUGCUGCACAGGUUUCAAGAAUAUGCGGUGCAGAAGGAGUAUGGGCCUCGGGUGAGCUUGCACACUACUGAAAGAGGAUUGCCAGAACAUGUUUGCAAACCACUGAGUUGAGGAUACAGAGCUGAGAGGAAUAGCAAAGGCAUCGAAUAUAUUUUCUUUUCAUUUGCACUGUAAUUGAUCUGACUGUGAUCUCCUCCCAUUGUUGGCAUUCAGUGUGAAGCUGAUGCCACUUUCAGAAACGCCCAGCAGGGACCACAUUUGUCAGAUGAAAAAGCAGGUUUGCUGCAGGGAGCAAAAGCGUAGUUCUUCUUAGGAGGGCUGCUAAGCAAAGGAAGUGAUCAAGCUGCCUGCUCGGGGUCCUGGGGCUGGCACACCUCAUCAGAAAUUACUGGAACCUUCAACAUUGUUCUUUCUCCACCACCCACUAUAUAUUUUUAGAACAUAGUGAACCUGUCCACACUUAAAGCUACACAUUCAAGUUCACCAACAAGUAUGAUUACACGAGCCCUGUUUUCUAUUCAGUAGGUUGAGGUGUAAACUUUUCUCUCCUCAACUUCCUUGCCAGGUGGCUUUAUCCAUUCCCUUCCAGGUUUGUUGAGGAGCAGAAUGUUUAGCCAAAAGGCAGAUACCUGCAAAUAGGAACACCUGAGAUUAAACCCACCACAAUCUCCAGGUUCUGCGUCGUCAUUGUGCUUACAUGCCAUAUUCAAAGAUCCAGAGUUUUGCUCUGCCAGUCCAUGUGGUGAGAUUCCUUGGAUGCCCAUGAUAAUAGGACCCCUUGAAGUUUCUACGUAUGGAAAACAAGAGUAACAAACCACAUAUUUUCCACGUCCAGCAAAAUUAUAUUGGGAGUUAUGUUUGUGGGGUUAAGUAUUCUGUGCACUCAUCAUUCCUGGUGCGACUGGAAAUUGUUUAUGUGAUUGAGAGAACUGUGUGCAAUAACGGCACUGAAAUAAUGUCAUGUGGACAUUUUAUGUAUUUAAGCACACUACUGCAACACUGUACCAUUUAGCACUAAUAGUUUUCUAAGCACUACAUGAAGCUACACUGCCCCCUUCUGAUGCUUGAGGCUGUUGCAGAUUCCAGUAGUUUAUCGCUGCAGCAUCUUCACUCUUGAGUGCAUAGAACUCAGUUGCGCUCGCUCUCUGAGGGCUUUUCUCUAUGAUCAUUCAAACUGUGGCUCAAUUGCACGAGACUUCUGGAGUUGCACGAGACUCCUGAAAGUGAUCUUUCAGCAACCGUAGAGCAAUAUUCUGUCUUAAUGGGAAGUGGUGGAGGAAACAAAGGGGGUAACUGCACAAAGUUCAAACAAUUUUUUUUCUGUUCUUUCAAGAAAAAUAUUGAUAUAGAAUGUUUGAGCUUUCUUUUUUAAAAAUCUCAUCAAGUAUGCAUUCUUAUGCAAAAAUUGUGCCUCAGAGAAGCACAUUAAAAUGUAGUUUAAGGAGUGUACACUAAGGAAAUCACACCUUUGAAAAUAAGUGGCUGCUGGCUAGGAAAAAAAAAUGAACUACAUUUGCAUUUCCAGAAACCUUGACAACAAUUCCCACUUCCUCUGUUAAAAUGAAUGGCAUUUGCAUAGAAUUGUUUCCUUUAAGAAGAUGGUGUGACAUGUCUUGAAUGGCAAACUAUAAUGCUGCUUUUGGUACCACGUAGCAGAUUGAUAGUUUGUUGUCCUACAAGUAAACGUGGAAAGGAAUCCUGCGUGAAACAAGGGUGCUAAAAAGCUUCCCUUUUUGUUUCUCACCACAUGUGGGUUGCUGAGCUAUUGGAGUCAAACUUAUAGUAAAUUUUUCACCACCACCUCCCAUUACAUGGAACUUUUUAAAUACUCACUGCCUCCUCUUUUCAAAAGCCACAGGAAAUAAUUCAAGACUUGCACCUUAUUAAUUUCAAAGCUGGGAUGGGGCGGAUGUGGGAAGAAUAGGAAGCAAACUGAGAAGGAUAUUUUUGCAGCACUGUGGUUACAAAAAUAAUUUUCCGUCCAUAAGUAAUUAUUUCUAGGGUUUAGUAAACGUAGUGGACUUACAUAAGAGUCAGGUAUUUUUGUACUGGGGUGAUGGCAGAUUGAUUUGCUUUUUAUAAGUACUGUAUAUAAGAGUAGAUCUUUUUAAAUGUAUUUGUUGUUGCUCUCAGUAACUUGGUAUAGUGUAUAUAUUAUAUGUUCUCAGUGAAGAGGGACUGGACACCAGAAGACCUGCCUAAGCUAUGGCAAAAAAAGCUUACUACCAGCUGUGAAAUACUGGGUAUUUUCGCUGUUUCUAUUGACUGGUGUCCAGUUGGUAAAGAAAUGUAGAGGGGAAGAAUGCUUUUCCAGAUAAAGUUUGGCUCAGGGUACUAAGAUUUACUUACCCAUCAGCUAUAACAUAUUGGAGGUCAGUUGCGAUCUUCCUGCUGAUUUCAGCAUGUUUUCUAGAUCCGUGGCAUGAUCCACACACAACUCAGCUGCAUUGUACUGAUACAAACCCUCCAAGGCCAGGCAGGAGCUAAACUCAACCAAACCCAAAGUUGCAUAGGGCUGUGCAACAGCUAGUGGAGAUCCUUGUGGCUGAUGGGAGCAAGUACAGCAGUUUCCAACCAGGAAUAAAACACUUACACGGGUUCAUCAUUUCAGGUUCGGAGCUGCUGCAUCUGCUCCUGUUUCAGUCGCAUUGUUAGCUGUGGGUAAUGCCAUCUUCUGAUUCUGAGUUUGCUUGGGGUGUGCUAGAGCUGAGGAGGAUGGGAUCCCAAUUCAGGCUCUUGGUACGAGAUGUCGAAGGGAAGGAAGAAACAGCAUGGCAGCUGCUUACUAUUACAAGAGACCAUUCUUGUGGUAUGUUACUGGGAAUUUUUUUGCCCCUUGAUCAUAUAUUUAUCACGUUAAGUUCAAUCUAACUGCUAGGCACUUUUAAUUAUCUCUUAAGGUAACAAUAUUUUAUAUAUUUUAUUACUUAUUUUUCUUGUAACAUAAAAUAGGACAAAAAAAAUGACAAACCAUGAAAGCUGCUCAAAAGAUCAUAUCCAGAGCGUAACCAUUUUAAAAUACAUACCAUAUAGAUUUAAAAGGUAAGAUAAAAGUUCAGAGAAAACCCUAAAAUGUUCUAUGCUCAUCCCCAGCAAAGUCUGUUUAAUUUUUUAAAAAUCUCAUAUCUCUUCCAGAAAAGAAUAUUGAAAAACAUAGUAAUAUUUUUUUACUUCUUUUGGAAAAGUAGUAGUACGCUUAGUACUGCCUUCAUACUAAGUAAAGGUAUAUCUAGAUAUCCCUUGGGAUAGGAAAAAUGGAUAAUAAACUUGGGAGCAGAAGAGGAAGUAGCUUGCUGAAAGUCCUCUCUAUUGUUAAUGUUUACAGCUACCGUUGCUACUUGCUCCAAUAGUAGUUGAUGCUCCUGUGUUAAUUCUGGUAACCCAUCUGCGCUAGCAGUUACUGAAAUAAGAACUGCCCUUUCAAAUACACAGAUCAUUGAUAAUGGUUUUCAGAGUGUUGAUCAUCCACCAACCCAUUUGUGUGGCAGGACCCUAAAUUGAUAAGAAAAACUGGGUGCUCUUCAUAAUUGUCCUGUAGUUGGCCAUUAGCUGUCUGUUUCUGAAGAAAGCCAGCAAAUCCCUGUGGGUUACACUGACAGCUGUUCAUCUUAGAUAGAAUUGGAUAACCAGAUAGGCCAUAGUUUUGAGAACUACUUGUGUCUGGCUGAGCACUUAUACACCGCUAGCCCAAGUGUUAGGGCUGCUUGCACCAAAUAGGUGAGAAAGUCAUUGAUUAAAGGCCAAAAGAGGGCUAGAAAUCAAUAAUCAUAACUGGCCUUGCAAUGGAGAGCCUUACGCAGACUUUCAUGACUGCCUUUGAGCAAGCCACUCCUCCUUCAUCUUCUUAACCAAACAGGUUCGUGGAGAUGCCUAAGCCAUUGGAAGAUGUCUGCUCUUCCUGUUUUCAGACAUCAAACGGACUAUGAUGCCUGGGGCAGGGCAGGGCAGAUUUCAGUGUCUCAUUCUCCAUGUCUGAUCAAAUUUCUUGUAAGGAAACUCAGCUAGAUGUAUCGUAAGAAUGCAUUUCUGGAGAAGGAGGAGAAUUUGGAUAGGCCCUCCCCUGCUGCAUUUGACAUCCUUCCUUCUUCCCCAAGGGAUCCAGAUUAGUGUCACAGAGACAUCUUGCCCUCUGUAAACCUCUGUCUUCUUUGUCAUUGUGUCCCAAGUCACUCUGUGAAAGGGGUGUGUGUAUAUGUGUUUCUGUUAACAUGUAUUGGGGUCCAUUUUAAAUUAUAUGCAGAAAAUAAGUUCUAUAUUUGGAAAUGAAAACAAAUCUUUUUAAAAUAACAAUAAAGAAAAUGUGAAACCUCA
Molecule: messenger RNA, 6948 nt
Organism: Sphaerodactylus townsendi
Lineage: Eukaryota; Metazoa; Chordata; Lepidosauria; Squamata; Sphaerodactylidae
Product: sodium-coupled neutral amino acid transporter 3-like
Exons: 9
Coding region: 8-973 (321 amino acids)
Biological process (GO): L-glutamine transport; amino acid transmembrane transport; histidine transport
Molecular function (GO): L-glutamine transmembrane transporter activity; L-asparagine transmembrane transporter activity; L-histidine transmembrane transporter activity
Source: RefSeq, a predicted model, not a curated record